CGCAACGACGUCUAUCCAUCUCUUCGCAUCUCUCAACAUCGACGUCUGUUCCCCCCUUCUCCCAGUUAGCUGUUUCACCUCCAAACGACACAUAUUGCACCCAUGGCAAACGUCAGCAUCAUAACGUCUCCAGAACAGUUCGAAGAGCUCAAGAAGACCUCCACUCUCCUCAUUAUCGAUUUUCAUGCCAUCUGGUGUGCCCCAUGUAAAAUCGUCAACCCGGUCUUCAUGAAGCUAGCCGAGAAGUUUGCGUCUCCCGGAAAAAUAGUCUUCGCAAAGUGUGAUGUCGAUGACAACCAACAGAUAUCCAAGGACCUUGAUGUUACAGUGAUGCCAUCCUUCCUUGUGUUCAACAAUGGAGCCCUGGUGGAGCGUGUCCAGGGCGCCAGGCCCAUGGUUCUCAGGACUACUCUUACCAAAUUGGUGGAGGGGGUUCAAGCCUCUGAUUCUGGAUCCUCUUCGGCUGCCGAAGGGCUUACCGCAUCCGAAACAAAACCUACCGCUACUAGCUCCACCUCCGCUGCCACUGCCUCCACUGCUGCUGGCACCACUUCUACCCCAGCCGUCAACACGUCGGACGAUAGCGAUGCGGGCUGGCUUGGCGCUGAAUUGCCGAAGCCGUACAGCGAUGUAACGGACCAGGUGAACCUCAAGCAGUUGGAUCUUCUCAACGCAAACUCCGAGUUCGGACCAGCCAAGACACUGUUUGACAUGAAGGCACCCAGCAAGGCUACCGCUAGCAGUAAAGGGAAGGAGAAGGAUUCAGGCACUGAGGUAGCGGCGAGCAGAGAUUGGGUCGAAUCUGACACUGAUGAACAGCUCAUGCUCUUCAUCCCCUUUCAGUCUACCGUCAAGAUCCACACGCUUCAGGUGACAUCCCUUGCGCCGGCCCCGGAACACCCAGAUUACGAUAAGGAUUCGGACACACCAUCUCGCCCCAAGACAAUCAAAAUCUGGGUCAAUCCACCACACACGUUGUCCUUUGAGGACGGUGAGAGCCCGGCUACGCAGGAAAUUACGCUAAAUCCUUCCGACUGGGACCCCAAGACUGGGACGGUUUCUGUGCCCCUCAAGUAUGUCAAGUUUCAGAGCGUGAGCACGCUCAACAUCUUUUUCGUUGAUGUUGAGAAUGAGGACGCCGAGAAGGUUAGGAUUGAUAGGCUAAGGGUCAUUGGGGAAAAGGGCGAGAAGAAGGAAAUGGGCAAGUUGGAGAAGAUUGGGGAUUUGUCUGGGGAAUGAAUUUUCUUUCUGGAGGGCAUUUCUUUGUUCCACACACGAUUCCAAGGGAGUUUGUGGUGUUAAUUUUCUCUUCAAUUUUUUUUUCGAGUUCCAUUUCUCGUCCUCAAAAUAAAUGAUUGGUCCGUGCAGAGAAAAAAGAGAGGAUGGGGGGAGAGCAAAGUACAGUAUACUCGAGUACGGCGGCAGUGUAAGGGGAGAGUUUGGAAGGAAGAAGUUGCUGCAGUAAAAGGGAAAAAAACAAAAAAACGAGAGACUUGAAAUAAA
Molecule: messenger RNA, 1503 nt
Organism: Tuber melanosporum (Perigord truffle)
Lineage: Eukaryota; Fungi; Ascomycota; Pezizomycetes; Pezizales; Tuberaceae
Exons: 3
Coding region: 103-1239 (378 amino acids)
Source: RefSeq, a predicted model, not a curated record